UCUUCUGUCAAUCUGUGACGCAGUGAACUGAAUUGUCAAAAGUCAAAACCUGAAAUUUAGUCUUUUCGGUUUCAAUUCCUUAUAUUUUAAUUAAAUCUUUCAUCUAACAAUGUCUGAUAAUAAAGAUGUUUCCAAAAAGGACGCUGAUCCUGAGCUCGGUGACUUAUUGGACAGUGCACUCCAAGAUAUGAUACAAAAAACGGAAGGAAAGACAGAAGAAAAUGAGAACAAGACAGAGGAAGAGGCACCUGCCAAUGUGUGGAAUGAAGAAUUCAUAAGAGAAGCUGCAGCCCAAUUUGAGAGUAACAUGGCUGCUCUACUCGGAAAUUUCAGUGGAAUACCAGAUGAGAAUGUAACUCAAGAACAGAUUGCGCAUACCUUCUCCAAAAUGGCUGAGGCAGCAGCUCAAGUGCUGAAGCCACCCUCAGAUACACCUGCGGUGGAAAAUGCUAAUGAUACUGCGACUCAGGAGAAAAUAAAUGAGGUUUCGGAAGCGAUUACGAGAACUUUGCAGAAUCUUAACACAGAUUCAGAAAAUCUUCAGACACCAUUCUCUGAAAAUGAUUUAGCUAACAUGUUUGCCAACUUUAAUAUGGGUGAAGGUGGACAGGAGAACAAUAUGUUUGUGCCAUUCAUGCAAGGCAUGAUGCAAUCACUUUUAUCCAAGGAGGUUCUGUACCCGUCACUAAAAGACCUUGUAGAACGUUACCCCACAUGGCUGGCUGAAAAUAAAGGCAAGAUUGAACAGGCUGAGUAUGAAAGAUUCGAAAAGCAACAAAAGUUGAUGGAGGAGGUAUGCGCCGAACUAGAGCCGGAGCAAGAGUCCGACCCUGAAGAUGUCAAAAGGAAACGCUUUGAAGUCGUAUUGAAUCUCAUGCAGCAGAUGCAAGACCUCGGUCAACCCCCCAAGGAUCUGGUGGGUGACAUAGGCGCCCCUCCUCCAGGCUUCGCACCCCCUACUGCCCAAGAUGGUGGGCAAUGUGCUAUAAUGUAACCAUUAACAAUAUGAACUAACGAGGUAUGGAUAAUGUACGGAGGCUAAGAUGGUUUUACUAUUAGUAAAUAUUUAAAAAACAUGUGAUGUAUUAAGUCAUCACAUUUUUUUUUCUUUUAACCAUUUGUCAAAGUGCAGAGAAAUGCAAUAAAGGUUCUAACUUGUUUCAUUGAAUAAAUAAUAAGGGAUAUAUCUUUUAUGUAUCAAUAAAAAUGCAAUCCGUCUUGCAGUAUAGUUUUAUUACUUGAAAAAUAUUUCUUUUUCUAUAUGGAAUUAUAAUGAUCGAUGUAUACCCAAAUAAUCGGAAGAUUCUGACAGCUGUCAAAUGGUGUUUCGACAUUUCAUAUGUCAUUCAUGUGUUGUCUAUGACCGACUUAUAAAUAUAAAAAAUAUCAAUUGAAUUAAUC
This is a messenger RNA of Papilio machaon (common yellow swallowtail), 1401 nucleotides long. It is a transcript of the gene Pex19, whose product is annotated as peroxisomal biogenesis factor 19. Gene Ontology annotation, cellular component: peroxisomal membrane; peroxisome. NCBI's taxonomy places the organism in Eukaryota, Metazoa, Arthropoda, Insecta, Lepidoptera, Papilionidae. The record is from RefSeq and is a predicted model, not a curated record. Bases 110 to 994 code for a protein of 294 amino acids. Gene Ontology annotation, biological process: protein import into peroxisome membrane. The transcript is spliced from 8 exons.